UUAGCGUGAUUCGACCAAAUCACCCUUGAAAGAAAAAUCAUGCAGCUCUUACUACAGCGAUCACUGUGUGCACGCCACACACCACCUUUGCGUUAAACUGGCUCAGCCUUUUUCUCUUUUUCUCUUUCUCUCUCACACUUUUCUCUUAAAUGAACGUUUCAACAUCAAGUUCAUCCGUUUCCACUCUAGGUGCUCCUAAUGUUCAUCAAUCAUCAACAUCAUUACUCGUCGACGAUCAACAACAACAACAACAACAGCAACAGCCGCCGCCACCCAUGUACGUGAAUGAGUCGGAAUCGGGUAUAGAAGCCUCCAUUUCUUCUGCAGCCGAUGAAGAAGACGACUCUGACGUGGAUGACCAUUGUCGGCGACAACAACAACGGGUUGACUCAACUUAUAGUAAUGAAGAAGAGCCGAGUUUAUUACAACGAGCAGUACGUAGUGCACGACGGUCAUCACACAAGUAUCGACAACAAGAGUUUACAAAGAAAACAGGACGGGAACAACAGUCUUGUUCUUCGAUACAAGCACUCGAGUCAUUACCACCCCAAGAACAAGCCAUGGCUAUGGCAGGUAUAGCGAAUGCGAGUCAUACGAUUGUACCAACAGCAUCAUCCUCAUCCAGUAAUAGCUCUUGCACAUCAGCAGUAUCAUCAUCCCAACAACAACAACAACAUGAUAUCCCUACACCGACUUCUGGUUAUGAUGGCGAUACAGAAGGUGUGAAUGUCGUGGGUACUGAUUACAACAACAACAACCAUCAUCGUGAGCAGCUUCAUCGGCAUCAUCGAUCGCUUCAUGAACAAUUGGUGCAAUACAGCAGUAACCGGUAUAAUCAACAACGGCAUCAUCAUCAUCAUCAUCGUAUGGAUCUGUCGAGUGGGAACGUUUCAUCAUCUUAGUUUUCUUGUGUUUGUCGUCGUCGUCGUCGUCGUCGUCGUUGUAGUUCACUCUGUCGUGCAUCUUCGGACGAGGACGAAAAGGAGGGAAAUAAACGAAAAAAAAAGUGGGCCUUUCUUUCUUUCUUUUGGGUGUUGUUUUUUGCUUAAAAAAGCUUCUUUUUUUUACGGAUUGGAGCGAGUGCUGUUGAACCCUAUGAUCGGGCUUCGCCUACCCCGAUUGGGGUACACUACUACGGCGCAACGGAUGUUUGAGUGCUUGGAUCGAUCGAUCGACCGAUCGAUUGAUUAAACGGCCCUCGGUGCAGUU
This is a messenger RNA of Zychaea mexicana, 1209 nucleotides long. RefSeq lists its product as uncharacterized. Bases 150 to 902 code for a protein of 250 amino acids. The transcript has a single exon. Lineage: Eukaryota; Fungi; Mucoromycota; Mucoromycetes; Mucorales; Lichtheimiaceae. The record is from RefSeq and is a predicted model, not a curated record.